This is a messenger RNA of Solenopsis invicta (red fire ant), 1753 nucleotides long. RefSeq names its product odorant receptor 49a-like. The coding region runs from base 422 to 1591 and encodes 389 amino acids. Gene Ontology annotation, cellular component: plasma membrane. Gene Ontology annotation, biological process: sensory perception of smell; detection of chemical stimulus involved in sensory perception of smell. The record is from RefSeq and is a predicted model, not a curated record. The transcript is spliced from 9 exons. Gene Ontology annotation, molecular function: odorant binding; olfactory receptor activity. Lineage: Eukaryota; Metazoa; Arthropoda; Insecta; Hymenoptera; Formicidae.
GUGACAAAAAAGUGGGGGAUAUUAUUUCACCCUUGCCUUGGAAAAGAAAUAUCAAACAAAUAUAACGUGUAAUUUGGAUAAUUCAACUUUCUGUCAUUUUCUUCGUUAUGAAAACGUAAACGCGAGCAAAAUCGAUAAUCUCCUAGCUUGGCGGUCCCUAUAACGCCAAUUACAUAAUUUUAUAAAAUCAUCAGGAGAAAAAAAAAUGUCAUAAUUCUUAAAUUGUUGCAAUACAUUUCCUUCACUAUGUUAUUCGCUGAUCAAGCGUUACAAAGAGUUUAACAAAAAUUGACUGAUGUAUUAAAUAAAUAUUACGAGGGAAAUUGUACAUAUAGGAAAAAAAUACAAACAUCUGCCCUUUUAAAUUUACUUUUGCCGACCCGCUUUUUAUUUGCUUCGCAGUUAUUGCAAGAAUAUACACAUGUUCGACAAUCAAUAUUGUAAAUUUAAUAAAACUCUUUUGAGGCUUCUUGGUUUAUGGCCUUAUGGAAGUACCAAGUGUGAUCGUUUUCGUUCAAUAUUCUUUUAUAUGUUACUCCUUUCUCGGAUGAUUGCAGAGUUCUCGCAACUUCUUAUAGCUGACUUUAAUGCAAAUGUCAUUAUCAAGAUUUUAUUGAAUGCUUCUACGGCUUUUUUGCAAUUUCUUGUCUUUCACACGGUUUUCUUCAAUACUAAAAAACUGAAACAAGCACUGAACGAAGUUAAUGAUAAUCGCCGGACUUUGACAGACUCGGAAGAAAUUAAAAUACUAUAUUAUUACGCUCAUCAAGGAGAAAAAUUUAUAUUUAUUUUGUUAUGGCUGGUAGUAUUCAUAUCAUUUACACUCUUCAUAAGUGGACUGCUACCGGAUAUUUUCGACUUUCUUCUGCCAUUAAACGAAUCACGUCCACAUAAUUUACUAAUCAUGGCUGAGUAUCAAAUAAACGUUGGAAUACAAUAUUACAUUUUUUACUUAUAUUCUAUGAUUAGUACUAUUACUGCUCUUUUUACAACAACAAUCAUCUUGUCAGCAAUGGUAUUUUUAUAUUUACACUGCUGCGCAAUACUCAAAAUUUGCAGUUAUCGAAUAAAACAAAUUGUGGGUAAAAAUGUAUUAGCGUACUAUAACAAGACAAACAUAAUCAUCGAAAAGAUAAUUAAAGUAGUGGAACUUCAUCGAAAAAUGAAGAAGUUUCUAAAAUUGAUUACAACAAAUUUUUCAACGUGUUAUCUUAUUGUGUACAUAGUAGGUAUAUGUACCGUUGCUAUGAGUUUAUAUACAUUGCUGAACGUAAUAAAUUACAUGCAUAAUUUUGCUGAAGCUGUAAUACCGACAAGUUAUAUGAUAACAUAUCAGCUUUGUUUCUUCAUGUUAUCUUUUAUGGCGCAAUUAGUAAUAAACCAUUCUGAAGAAUUAUUUAACGCAUUAUACAUGUCGUUAUGGUACGAAACACUUAUAACAAUACAAAAAUCAUUACUGUUUAUAAUGAUUAUCUCUUCGAAAAGCUUAAUAGUGAACCUUGGCGGUGUAUAUGUUGUAACAAUGGAAACCUUCACAUCGAUUUCGAAAACGUCAAUGUCCAUUCUGACGGUAUUUCUUGCCAUACAAUAAUUUCAUGAUCUAAAGCAGAACAAGUAACCGUUCGUAUUGGUAUACACAUGAUAAAAAUUUUCUACAGUAAAAUAGAAAAGUAAGAUAUAAUUUAAUUAAAUAAGAUAAUAGUUUAUGUGAUAUUUACUCAUGAAUAAAUAAAAGAAAAAAGUCACAAUAUAA